AUGCCAAAUAUAUCCUAUAAAUGCGGCUUCCAAAGCGCACGCCGUGGCGACGAGCAGCAGCUCGCAGACUAUCGAGGCGACCCCCGAGGCUCUUCUAUAUUAGCUAAGCUCGGAAUUAUCGGCCUUAACCAAAUAGACUUUCUUAAGACCUUCCGGGAAUUAACCUCCGGCACCCCUCCUACACCAUCGGUCGUAAUAGGCGGUCGGCAUAUACUUCAGAAUAGCAUCACCGUGUCCGCAUCUAUGGCGUCGAAGGAUACCAUACCGGCAAGAGAGACGGGUGCACUAUGCCGGCUAGAGCCGGCAACGAUGCCCUCGGCGGUGAACUCCAUGCUUAUGGAUGCAGGAGGGCUAGAUGCUAAUGAUAACGGCUUCUUCGAUCUGGAUGAACCUCAGCCCCAGCCGGUGCCCAAAGCUUCCAGCAACCUAGUACCAGAUAGUCAGAUGAGGCCUCAGGCGAUAUAUCACCUCCCCGACGAUAUUAAAUUCGGCGAAUUUAACGACGACGAGGAGAUACUUGCUUUUGCAUAA
Messenger RNA from Fusarium vanettenii 77-13-4, 531 nucleotides. RefSeq lists its product as uncharacterized. The coding region runs from base 1 to 531 and encodes 176 amino acids. Lineage: Eukaryota; Fungi; Ascomycota; Sordariomycetes; Hypocreales; Nectriaceae. The record is from RefSeq and is a predicted model, not a curated record. The transcript has 3 exons.